UGUUAUUAUGAUCACGUUGAAACUCGUGUUUGUGUGUAUUUGUCUGCACGGCAGCACAAGUGUCGACAGGUUGGUGAAAUGGGGAUUAGGCUUGUGAAAUGCGGUGGAAGGUAUUCGGAGCCUAGUGGCAGGGAGGCAGUGUUUUGGGCUGGGCCGACUGCAAAGCUGCAGGAGCAUAAUUACUAGUUCGGCAGGAAAAAUGGUUGUUAGGGAACAUCUGGAUGCUGGUCCACAUAUGGAGGGCAGCAGGUGUGUGGUGGACAACUUUACAGAGCUGCAUGAAGCAGGUGCCUUUGGUGGCUUCCCACUGUGAUCUCGGCACACCCACCGUGGAACCCCGUCUGACGUCCAUCGGGAGGUCUGCAGCAUCCUUUGAAGGUCUCAGGUGUGAUGUCGGUCCGCGGCGGGCUGAGAGAGAUGAAGACAUGUGCCACCAUGUUUCUGGCAGUUCUGCUGCUCCCCAGCAUUCAAGCAGUGUGUCCGGAUAAGGAGCCAGGACUGCAGCCAUGGAUGCCAGGACACAGUGAAGACCACCGCGUUACGAUCGGCUACGGCAGGAAGGUCCUCCUCACAACUUCAGCUACGGUCCACUCCAUUGAGAUUCUUAAUGGAGGGAAGCUGGUGAUUGCUGACACUAACCGGGCCAUACUGCUUCGAACAAAACACAUUCUGAUCGGGAACAAAGGGGAGCUGCACAUUGGAAGCCCAGACUGUCCUUAUAAAGGCAACCUCACCAUUUCCCUUUUUGGAAGAUUGGAUGACAGUGAUGAGGAACACAGCUACUUUGGGAGGAAGUACAUUGGCGUGGGGACAGGAGGGACACUAGAGAUCCACGGAAAGAAGAAGCUGUCAUGGACAUUCCUCAACAAGACCCUCCAGCCCGGAGAGAGCAACCAGAACAACUACCUGUUCCAGAGAAGCUGGGGGAGCCGAGGUAUCAUUAUCCACGCCAUCGACCCCAAGACUGGAGAGGUGCUGCACGAAGACAGGUUUGACACAUAUCGUAGUAAGGAUGAGAGUCGCCGCCUUGCAAAGUAUGUGGAUGGAGUGGAGGCGGGGCUCAUACUGGCCAUGGUGGUCAAUGACGAGGGCUCCAACAACUUGGAGGACUCUGCCAAGAAGAGCCUCUUCAGGCUGGGCAGCCGUCACAUCAACACUCUGGGAUUUCGGCAUCCCUGGACCUUUAUAGUGGCAAAAGGAGAUGCUUCUUCUGCUGUGGAGGGUCACGCUGUCUACCAAGGAACCAAAGCCUCCUCAGAGGCCCGGAGCUCUCGUGUUUUUCAGUCCAGUUUUGGGGACCAUUUCACCAUCACCAUCAGCAGCCAGUGGGUGCAAGAGGCAGAGUGGACAGAAUGGUUUGACAGGGAUGAUGAGAGGGGAUCUGGAGACUGGGAGAAAGUGUCUGACCUGCACGAGGCCUACCCAGACAGACUGUGCAGCAGUCCACUUGACAUCCAGGCUGAAACCCAUGAUGGCAUAGCAGCCAACCAAACCGGAGAUGUGAUCCACAAAAAUGACAAGGACUACGGCUUUGUCUGCCGCAAUCAGGACCAGGCUCAUGGCCUCUGUCGCAACUACAGGGUCCGCUUCCUCUGUGGAAAACUGGUUCGCCCGCAGGCCUCCAUCUCCAUCGACAUGUUGUCCAACAGCAGCAUCCUGGAGCUGGCCGACCAACCAGAGGGCUGGGGGCCCGGGGAUCGGGUAGUGGUGGCCAGUACCGACUACUCCAUGCACCAGGCCGAAGAGUUUACCCUGCUGCCCUGCCCUACCUGCACAUCCAACCAGGUCAAGGUCCAAGGUAAGGCCCAGUUCACCCACAUGGGAGAGGAAGUGGACGGGGUGGACAUGAGGGCGGAGGUGGGCCUGCUGAGCCGUAACAUCCUGCUCCGUGGAGAGAUGGAGCCCGGCUGCUAUGGCAACGAGGCCUGCAAAUUCUUCGACUUUGACACUUUCGGCGGACAUUUGAAGGUGGAGCGGGGCUUCAGGGCCGUUCAUAUAUCUGGGCUGGAGCUGCAGCACAUGGGCCAGCAGACCAUGGGACACUACCCGGUCCACUUCCAUAUGAACGGAGACGUGGACGCGAGGGGAGGCUACGACCCCCCCACCGCUGUCAGCGGCCUGUCCAUCCACCACUCCUUCUCCCGCUGCGUAACCAUCCACAGCUCCAACGGACUGCUGGUAAAGGAUGUGGUGGGCUAUGAUACGCUGGGUCACUGUUACUUCACGGAGGAUGGUCCAGAAGAGAGGAACACGUUCGACCACUGUCUGGGCCUGAUGGUGCGAGCCGGGACCCUGCUGCCUUCGGACAGAGACAGCAAAAUGUGCCGCGACAUCACUGACGGAGCCUAUCCAGGAUACGUGGCCAACCCACGGCAGGACUGCAGCGCCACUUCAACUUUCUGGAUCGCCAACCCCAAUAACAACCUCAUCAACUGUGCUGCUGCGGGCUCAGAGGAGACAGGUUUCUGGUUCAUCUUCCACCAUGUGCCCACGGGCCCCUCAGAGGGGCUGUACUCCCCCGGACACACUGAACACACACCUAUGGGCCAGUUCAUCAACAACAGAGCCCAUUCCAACUACAGGGCUGGAAUGAUCCUUGAUAACGGAGUAAAGACCACCCAGGCAAAUGACAAGGACAAGAGACCCUUCCUGUCUCUGAUUGGAGCCAGGUAUGGCCCCCACCAGGAUGCUGACCCUUUCAAACCCAGAGUCCCCGCUCUGAUCCACCAUUUCGUGGCCUAUAAGAACCAGGACCACGGAGCCUGGCUGAGAGGAGGGGAUGUCUGGCUGGACGACUGCCAAUUUGCUGAUAAUGGCAUUGGCCUCACUCUGGCGAGCGGAGGCACGUUUCCAGAUGAUGACGGCUCGCGUCAGCAGGUGAAGAACUCGCUGUUUGUGGGUGAAAGUGACAAUCGUGGGAUGCCUCUCCCUGACAACAGGAUCUGGGGCCCCGGGGGUUCUGACCUCACUGGCAGAACCCUGCCACGUGGCAUAGAUUUUCCUAUCCGGGGCAUGCAGAUCUAUGAUGGGCCCAUCAACAUGCAGAACUGUACAUUCCGGAAAUACACAGCGUUGGAUGGACGGCACACCAGUGCCUUUGGUUUCAGGCUGAACAACUCGUGGCAGAGCUGCCCCAAUAACAACGUCACCGACAUAAUCUUUGACCACGUACCUCUCACGUCUCGGGUGUUCUUUGGGGAGCCGGGGCCCUGGUUUAAUAAGAUGCAGAUGGACGGGGACAAGACGACCAUCUUCCACGACAUUGACGGCUCGGUCAGCGAGUAUCCCGGAGCCUUCCUGGUCAAAGAGGACAACUGGCUGCUCCGGCACCCCGACUGCAUUGACGUGCCCGACUGGAAGGCUGCUAUCUGCAGCGGCCGCUACGCACAGAUCUACGUCCAGACCCGUAACCCUGCCAACCUGAACAUGCACAUAGUGAAGGAUGAGUACCCGGACCGGCCUCUGACACUGGAGGGCGCCCUGGGGAAGAAGAAGCACUACCAACAGUUCCAGCCGGUGAUCACACUGGCCAAAGGCUACACCAUCCACUGGGACCAGGCGGCGCCGGCCGAGGUCACCAUCUGGCUCAUCAACUUCAACAAAAAUGACUGGAUCAACGUGGGCCUCUGCUACCCACAAGGCACCACUUUCACUGUCAUCUCCGACAUCCACAACCGCCUGACCAAGCAGACCCGCAAAACCGGUGUCUUCACCCGGACCUCGCAGAGGGACAAGAUCCAGCACUCACACCUGGCCAGAGGAUACUACUACUGGGAGGAAGACACCGGGCUGCUCUUCCUGAAGGUGAAGGCCCAUAACGACAGGGAACAGUUUGCCUUCUGCUCUGCCAAGGGCUGUGAGAGGAUGAAGAUCACAGCCGUCAUCCCUAAAGGCAGCCCCCCCAGCGACUGCAUGGCCCAAGCCUACCCCCUGCACUCCGAGAUGCCUGUGGUGGACGUACCCAUGCCCAGAAAGAUACCUAAUCACUCAGCAGAACACUUCCUGGAGGUCAGACUGGAGUCCUACAAUACUCGGUUCUUCCACAUCAAGGAGGACUUUGCCUUCACUGAGGUAAACGGCAGGAAGUUGUACCAACCAGAAGACGGGGUGCAGCUGACAGUGAUCGACGGGCAUGAUGGGAAUGUGGUGGAGAACAAAGGCUUCCGGAACUCCAUCUUACAGGGAAUCCCUGCACAGAUCGACAACUACGUCAGUGGACUGAGAGACGGUUCCAUUGUCCUCAUUACGUCUAAGGGCCGUCUGGUUACCAGAGGAUCCUGGACUAAAGUCCUGGAAAGACUUGGAGCCAACAAAAGCAUCAAAUUGAAAGAUAAGAUGGCAUUUGUGGGCUUCAAGGGCUCCUUCCACCCUGACUGGAUCCAUCUGGAGGUGGACGCCGACCGGGCCAAGAUCCACCAGGUCCUGCCUGUCCCUGUGGUCCACAAGAUGAAGCUAUGAGAGAGAGGCAGGCAGGCAGAGUGGGGAGGACAGCCAAGAGACUAUGUAACCCCUGAGAUACUGACACACAUUACCCGACGCCCCACCCCACCCCGACAAAAAAAAUGCAAUGACACACACGUACACAUACAGUACACACUGCCGGCACUGCAGAGUCAGCUGCUCCAAGCCAUUGUCCAGGAUCAGUGGAGUUUUCUCUAGGUUUGGCAGGGGAAAAGAAUGAUGGAUUUGGUGUGUUGGAAAAAAGGGAAGACCCUCUCCCAGAGCCAUCACUGCCCACAAUGAACUCUCUCUGUGUAGGUAAUCUCAUCAGUAGAGGGUUUAAGGCUGCAUUCAGAUUAGAUCAGGUAGUCCGGCUACCCUGCAGCAGUGGGGGAGUGUCACUUCAGUUCAAUACAUAUUUUUCUCUUACCCGUAGUGAUACUGAUCAGUCUAGAUCAGAGGUCUUCAACAGGGGGGCCGGGACCCCUAGGGGUCUAAACAUAAGUCCAACAUAUUAUUAGCAAAUAUAAAUCAGCCAAUUUGUGAAAAAAAAAACACAAUCAUAGGCUUACUAGCCUAUAGGUA
Messenger RNA from Perca fluviatilis (European perch), 5025 nucleotides. Its product is annotated as cell migration inducing hyaluronidase 1. NCBI's taxonomy places the organism in Eukaryota, Metazoa, Chordata, Actinopteri, Perciformes, Percidae. The record is from RefSeq and is a predicted model, not a curated record. The coding region runs from base 391 to 4458 and encodes 1355 amino acids. The transcript is spliced from 29 exons.